This is a messenger RNA of Fundulus heteroclitus (mummichog), 3193 nucleotides long. Its product is annotated as serine/threonine-protein phosphatase 2A 55 kDa regulatory subunit B delta isoform. Gene Ontology annotation, molecular function: protein binding; protein phosphatase regulator activity. The record is from RefSeq and is a predicted model, not a curated record. Gene Ontology annotation, biological process: peptidyl-serine dephosphorylation. Gene Ontology annotation, cellular component: cytosol; protein phosphatase type 2A complex. Lineage: Eukaryota; Metazoa; Chordata; Actinopteri; Cyprinodontiformes; Fundulidae. The transcript is spliced from 10 exons. Bases 176 to 1519 code for a protein of 447 amino acids.
AAAAAAAAAAAAAAAAAAAAAAAAAAUCACGGAUAAUUUCCGUGGUCUUGACAGAUCUGGAGCCGAGGCGUUCUCACUGAUUGUGGAUGCUAUCCGUCUCCCCCGAGCGAGCGAGCCGCGUUUGGGUUGAUCGGGUGUCGGAAGCUGCGCGCGACAAAAGCUGCUAAAUGAAGCAAUGGCGGGAGUUGCAGGAGGAAAUGAUUUCCAGUGGUGUUUCUCCCAAGUGAAAGGAGCGAUAGAUGAAGAUGUUGCGGAAGCUGACAUAAUCUCAACCGUUGAGUUCAACUAUUCUGGAGAUUUACUUGCAACCGGAGACAAAGGAGGGCGAGUAGUGAUAUUUCAACAUGAACAAGAGUCUAAGAAUCGACCGCACCUGCGUGGGGAAUACAACGUCUAUAGCACUUUUCAGAGUCACGAGCCAGAAUUUGACUAUUUGAAAAGUUUAGAAAUUGAGGAAAAAAUUAAUAAAAUAAGAUGGCUACCCCAACAAAAUGCUGCUCACUUUCUACUUUCAACAAACGAUAAAACUAUCAAAUUGUGGAAAAUAAGCGAAAGAGAUAAACGGGCGGAGGGUUACAACCUAAAAGAUGAAGAUGGGCGAAUCAGAGAUCCAUAUAGAAUCACCUCUUUACGGGUACCAGUUCUGAUGCCAAUGGAUCUCAUGGUAGAAGCAAGCCCACGGAGGAUCUUUGCAAAUGCGCACACCUAUCACAUUAAUUCCAUUUCUGUAAAUAGUGACCAUGAAACUUACCUCUCUGCAGAUGACCUAAGAAUAAAUCUAUGGCACCUGGAAAUCACAGACAGAAGUUUUAAUAUUGUAGACAUCAAGCCCGCCAACAUGGAGGAACUGACGGAAGUAAUCACAGCUGCUGAGUGCCAUCCACACCAAUGCAACGUAUUCGUGUACAGCAGUAGCAAAGGCACCAUCCGCUUGUGUGACAUGCGAGCGGCGGCGCUCUGCGAUAGGCACUCGAAGUUCUUCGAGGAACCCGAGGAUCCAAGCAGCCGGUCCUUUUUCUCAGAGAUCAUCUCCUCCAUCUCCGACGUGAAGUUCAGUCACAGCGGACGCUACAUGAUGACGCGUGACUACCUCUCCGUCAAGGUUUGGGAUCUCAACAUGGAGAACAGACCAGUGGAGACGUAUCAGGUCCACGAAUACCUUCGCAGUAAACUCUGCUCCUUGUAUGAAAACGACUGCAUCUUUGACAAGUUUGAGUGCUGCUGGAAUGGCAGUGACAGUGCCAUCAUGACCGGUUCCUACAACAACUUCUUCCGAAUGUUCGACCGCAACACCAGGCGGGACAUCACACUGGAGGCGUCCCGGGAGAGCAGCAAACCGCGGGCCACGCUCAAACCGCGUAAAGUGUCCACCGGCGGGAAGAGGAAGAAGGACGAGAUCAGCGUGGACAGCCUGGACUUCAACAAGAAGAUCCUCCACACUGCCUGGCACCCCAAAGAUAACGUGAUAGCCGUGGCAGCCACCAACAACUUGUACAUUUUCCAGGACAAAAUCAACUAAAAAAAAAUAAAUAAAUAAAAUAAAAUAAAAUAAAAAAAAUAUUUGGGGCUCCAGAGGAUAGGGCUUUUACCAUACCUGUGUAGUUAAGCCUACUACUUGUCUAUCUGUAUAAGAAGAAACAGCCUUGUUGUCCUCCUGGUGAAGAAAUUGAAAGCACGUGUCUCCUAUUUUUUUUUUUUUCUUUAGGUUUUUUUUUUGCCACAGGAGGUUGAUCCAUAGGCUUGUUUUAUUUUUUUUGAGUCUGAGCUUAGGUUGUUUUUUGCCUUUGGCACCAGGGCAAUCAGCACGCCCCCCCACUACCCCCCCCCCCUCCUCUUCCCACCCCUCAACCCCCUUCCCCUGACCCAGAAAGCCCAAUCUGGGUCUAAUUGAUGGAACGGCACUCCCCAGAGUUCAAACUCUCGAACGUUGCUAUUUGUGUUGACAUUUUUAAAGCCUUCAUUUCACGGUUUAACGACAGAACUCUCGGAAGUCCUCAAAAGUGACGUCUUGUCAAGGUGGUGGUCAUCGUUCGGAGAUUUUGGGGAGGAGGCCCCCCCCCCCCCCCCCCCCCCGUGAAGCGCGGGUGAACGGCCAGACAGGCCUGACUGUAACAUUCCCCCGCCUGGUCUCGUAUUCAGGCCGAAUCACUGCUGGAAAAAGGCCUGUGAAUUUGGAAAGUGGACUUGUCUCAUUUCCUGCCCCCCCCCCCCUUCCACCCCACGCCCCCGCACCCCUUUUCUCUUCUUUCACCCCAGUCAAUACAGCAACAUAAGUUCACUGACUGUAUCUACUCGAGUACACCUUGUCAUCGACAUAAUAAAAGAAACUAAAACUACGGAUGUGUUUUUAAAUUUAGAAGUAAGGUAUUAAAACAUGUUUAUUGCUUUGCAUGUUUUUUUGUUUUUUUUUAUGUCGUAGCGAGGCGGAGAAAUGUCCAGUCACACCACUGUCUUUUUGUUUUUUUGUUUGUUUUGUUUUUUUGAGCAGAUCCGAAGCAAACAUGUCAAGGAAAUCCUAUUUUGGGGCAAUCGGUUUGGAAGCUACUGUCAGAAAGUGUCUCAUGGAGAGAUUAUACAGUCCUACCUUCUCACGAUGUUUUAGGAUGCAUGUUUUUUGGGGGGUGGGGUGGGGUUGGGGUGGGGGGGUCGUACGGCACAAAUGUCCAGGACAAAGGGAAUCUGCAGCCUUAAUACCUACUUCAACCAGUGACGGCUACGAGUUGCGUUCCCCACCCCGAGCGUUACGUGAACCUCAUGUGCAUUAUUUGUAAAUCCUAUUUUCUAGAGUUAUGUCGUCAUACGCUGCUGCUACCCGUGGCCGUCUAUGAAAAGGCGUAAAGGAGGAAGACUGCGCACCACACAUCCGGUUUAUGUGACGAGAGUGCCUCCGAACCUUGUAAUGAGUAGGAAACGAAGACAGGCCUCAUACAUGUGCCCUUUUCCUUUUCUGUUUUUUUUUUUUUUGUUUUUUUUGAUUAGGGAUGCCACCCAGAUGGGAACCACAUAUUGCAAACGUGGAUCUUGGUAGUUGUGAAUGCAGACAUGAAGGUGGACUACACGGAACGUAUACCCGAUGACGUUAAAACACACAUAUUAAUGCAUUGUCUUUGUCCAUUGAUUCCUAACAUGGUGGCAAUGUAUUCACUUGUUUAUUAUUUCGACCAAAGUUCAAUAAAAAUUUUAAUUGUGUUCA